Zea mays is the source of this 1457-nucleotide messenger RNA. RefSeq lists its product as uncharacterized. Gene Ontology annotation, cellular component: membrane. Gene Ontology annotation, molecular function: serine-type endopeptidase activity. Lineage: Eukaryota; Viridiplantae; Streptophyta; Magnoliopsida; Poales; Poaceae. The record is from RefSeq and is marked provisional.
ACCCAGGAACCCCUGCUCGAGCCGGCGGAGGCGGCGGCCGGAGCAGAUUAACAGAGCUUUUCGAGCUUGCAAGGAGGAUUCAACAUGCGGAGGAAGCUGCUGCAGUUCCCGUCCCUCGUCGCGCAGCACGCCCUCCGCGGGGCCCCAACACCCAGAUUCCAACCCCAGCCCCACCACCACCGCUUCCUGCACUCCCCCUCCGCGCCCACAUCCGCAUCCCCUUCCUCCUCCCCGUCGGCCCACCUCAUAUGGAAUCGCCUCUCCGGCUCUACCGGGAUCUCUCCCUUACCGAGGACCGCCGCGGACGUCGCAGCGGCCGCGCGGACCGCCGCGUCCCGGUGGUUGGCCACCGCGCGCGGCGCCCGCUCUCUCGAUCUCUUCUCGCUGCCGCGGUGGCGCAGGGCCUCGGGGCGGCAGUUCUCGCCUUCCCCUUUCCUCCAAGGCGCGACCUGGGCGUCCUGGAUGGAGUCCGCCGACGGGGCGGUGUGGAUGCUCAUCGGUGCGAAUGUUGCUGUCUUCCUGCUGUGGCGUGUGGCCGAUCCAGGGUUCAUGAGGAAGCAUUUCAUGAUUUCACUGGACAAUUUCAAGAGUGGACGGUUGCACACCUUGCUCACGAGUGCUUUCAGCCAUGCAGAGUUUAAUCACCUCUUUGCCAAUAUGUUUGGCCUCUUCUUCUUUGGGAGCAGUAUUACGAAUGUGUUUGGUCCUGCCUUUCUAUUGAAGUUGUAUGUUGGUGGAGCACUUACUGGAUCAGUAUUCUUCUUGCUGGAGAAGGCUUUUCUAGCCUAUCGGAAACAGGAUUAUGUAGGAUGGGAUACUUCAAGAGCUGCUGAACUUGGUGCAAGUGCUGCAGUUAAUGCAACUAUGCUUCUUCAAAUUUUUCUGUAUCCCAAGGGACUAGUGUAUAUUUACUUUGUCAUUCCUGUUCCAGCUGCACUUAUGGGCGCAGGUUUGAUUGGUGCUGAUUUAGUGAGGUUGAAGAGGCAUGGCGAUGUAUCAGGUUCAGCUCCUUUAGGGGGCGCCCUGGCUGCUGCUCUUGUGUGGGCUCGAAUUAGGAAAGGCUGGAUCUGAUCUUCUAAUGUCAUAUAUGUGGAUGGAAAGUGCAAAGGCAAUUGGGUUUCUGCUCCUGGAUCUGCAGUCACCUUCUGGCUUAUUGGGUUGAAAUUUGCAAUUGUUAUCAGAUAAUUUGCUUAGAAUUGAGAGGAUACCUUAUAAAACAUACUCUAUCCCUGCAUUCUUUUUUAUUUGUCGUGGUUUAGUUUAAAAACAAACUAGCGGACGAUAAAUAUUUGAGAGCAGAGGUAGUACUACUUUCUGUUCUCGUGGGCUCUGGGCUGGGCUUCUGGAGGAUAUUGUCAACUCUGUCAGCUGAAAUUUUUAGAGUCCAGUGAGCUUUUCUGGCAAAGCUGUUACAAAAAACCAUUUGGCAAAAUGACUUCUACACUGUUUUUUUUAAA